Messenger RNA from Microplitis mediator, 1660 nucleotides. It is a transcript of the gene GABPI, whose product is annotated as palmitoyltransferase ZDHHC23-B. Bases 324 to 1274 code for a protein of 316 amino acids. Gene Ontology annotation, cellular component: Golgi apparatus; endoplasmic reticulum. The record is from RefSeq and is a predicted model, not a curated record. Gene Ontology annotation, biological process: protein targeting to membrane; peptidyl-L-cysteine S-palmitoylation. The transcript is spliced from 3 exons. Gene Ontology annotation, molecular function: protein-cysteine S-palmitoyltransferase activity. Lineage: Eukaryota; Metazoa; Arthropoda; Insecta; Hymenoptera; Braconidae.
GAAUAUUUAACAAUCGAUUUUAUUAGUGUGCAAUUUUCUACUGUAGGCAAUGGAUAUAAAUUAAAAAUAUAAGUAUGUUAGUUAGUAAAUAUUAAGUACUUAAUAAUUAAUAAAAGCUGCUGGGUGAUUAUAAUGUUCAAUAAAUAUAAUUAUUUAUUAUUUGCUUAAAUUUUAAUCAGUCAGUCAUAAAAUAGAUAAGUUUGUUGUGACGGAAGUGGGAGGUUAUCGUCAACAAUACGGAUUACCGUGGCAACAAUUAAAUCAAGUUUAAAUUUAAAAAAUUAUAUGUACAUGUUAAUAAAAUUGUGUGUAAAAAGUAUUAGAUGAGUAAAAAUUUAAUAAAAAUGAAUGUUUUGAAUAAAAUGCGUAAUUCAUGUGGUUGGCGUAGCGGUGCCAAGCAAAUGUCAAUAGACGCAAUGAUACCGCUUUUUGCUGUUCCGGCAAUAACAAUUAUUGCUGCUCAGACUGUUUAUUUAACAGUAAUAACAUUCAUCACAACACCCGUUAUUGUUUAUCAUCUUGACCACAAUUUUUUAAGAUUUUUACCUAGAUCGAAAUUUUUCAUAAUGUGGACAAUCACCAGUGUCAUAAUAAUGUUAUCGGUAUUUGAAAUGUGUGUGGUGCCUCUGUUGGAGAUUUUGCCAGAGGAAAAUUUGAUUUUUGUUGCCGGAGUUGUCGGAGGAAUAGCUUGUGGACAUAAGACAAGAAUAAACGCCGACUGUUUAGCGCAAGACGGUACUGUGGCAGCAGUCGCUCAGGAAUUGGAGCUAGAAGAAGGUACCAUUGGUACUGAGGAUGAUGACUUUUGUGUGACAUGCCGUAAAAAGGCACCACCACGUGCUUAUCACUGUCGAAUCUGCCAGACUUGUGUGCUGGGCAGAGAAUAUCACUGUAAAUGGCUGGACUGUUGUAUAGGUGCCAAUAACUUGAAAUGGUACCUUGGGUGUUUGAUUAGCUCGACAGUGGCCUUCAUUUACGGAUCUAAUCUCACAAUGACGAGUGUUUGUCAUCCUUUUAUUCUUAUCGGAACUAUUCUAUUGCCUGACGACUGUAGUGAUGUUUAUCAUCAGCUAGACCUCGCGCUUUGUUUUGUAUCCGCUGUCUACAGUCUCAUUGUCGGAAUAAUUGUAUUCGGUUACUUGGUAUAUCAUUUAUGGCUGUUAUAUCUCGGUACGACAGCAAAUGAACGAAGACGUCUUACCUCAAGUGAUAGUCACCAAACAAAUUACAGACUAUUCACCAGUAUUGCACAACUAGUCUGUUGUAGGUGUUAAUUUAAUUAUCAUUUUAUUUUAUUGUGAUCAAAAGAAUUUAAAAUUCAUUUUUUAUUUUACAUAUCUUAUGUAGUCAUUUUAAUAAUAAUAUUUAAAAUAAAAUUUCUGUAAAAAUUAAGGUAAAAAAAAGAAAAAAAAAAAUCCAGUCGCUGAUUACGCUUAUAUUUACUUAAAACAAAAAUUGAAAUGAUAUUUUUGUAUGAAUGAAAAAAUGCACAAGUGAGAUAUUAAUUUAUGUAAUAUAUAUUUAAAUGUGUAUAUAGUGCCAAAUUAUUUAUUGAUACUUUACCCGAGAGUUUCAUUAGAAAAUAAUAUUUAUUAAUGAGUGAAUCAAUUUAAACUGUACGUCGCACGUUAAAUAUACAUAAAGCAUAAAUAAAAAUAAC